AUGUACUACGAACUAUUUGCUAUAGCCCGUAUCACGGAUCCGUUGCAUGUUACAAAGGAAGCCACCAAGAUUGCCUCGACAGUUGGUAAGUUGAUCUUGAACAACAGAGGCGUCAUCAGGGACAUAACGAGCUUAGGCGCAAGACCACUACCCAAGAUAGUCUCCAGAGAACAAGAACGGCACUUUCAAGGAUACAACUUCAUCAUCGGGUUUGAUUCCUCGAGUAAUGUGCAAGCGCAAUUGUUGAGAACAUUGCGAAAAGACCCGAGAAUCCUAAGGGCCAGUAUGAAGAAACACGACUUGACCAAGAGUUUGAAUCCGGGGACAUCUUUGGAACAGGCCCUUAGGUGA
Molecule: messenger RNA, 351 nt
Organism: Lodderomyces beijingensis
Lineage: Eukaryota; Fungi; Ascomycota; Pichiomycetes; Serinales; Debaryomycetaceae
Source: the annotation of a GenBank genome assembly